AUGGUCAGCUACCCAUGUUCUGUUUGCAGAGCUACCUUUGACAGUGCACGGGGCCUUUCAAAUCACAAAUGCGGCAAGUGUGCACAGAAGGAGGCAGGGUCAAUAACAUCUAUAAUCAAAAAGCGGUGUCAGGAUCAAAAGAGGCAGCUUGCUGCCAAGGUACAAAGGCUAGAUGAUGAAGAUGCCGCAAUCAGGGCGCGGGAGGCAAUCCGCCAGCAGAGUGCAGAAGCACUGGAUGACAAUGAGAUACCUGAUUUCCGGGAGCCAACCCCACCGCCCCUAGUUCGCACAUCUGGAUUACCGAAUCGUGCUCGUCGACUGCCCAAACGUUACCAGGACAUCCUCCCUCCAUUACCCGUCCUUCCCCAACCACCACAGCAGCCAGCAGCAGGUUCGAGGCCCUGGUGGUCUGGUUUUGGCACUUCGAUGAAAACACCAACGGAGAAUUUCUUUGUACCAUUUCUGAAUGCAACUAUAUAUCGCUUAAUGUGUUGGUUUCAUGGAGGAUCAACUAUGAAAUCCCUCACUGAACUCGAUCGCCUCGUCAACGAAGUCAUCCUCGCAGAGGAUUUUGAUAAAACAGAUCUGCAAGGAUUUCGAGCUUCGAAGGAACUGGAAUGCCUGGAUAAUUAUCAGGGUGAUCCAGAGGACAUAUGUUCAUCGUUUUCAACAGCUGAUGGAUGGAUAGAGACGUCGGUCAAGAUCUGA
Messenger RNA from Suillus bovinus, 708 nucleotides. RefSeq lists its product as uncharacterized. Bases 1 to 708 code for a protein of 235 amino acids. The record is from RefSeq and is a predicted model, not a curated record. The transcript has 3 exons. Lineage: Eukaryota; Fungi; Basidiomycota; Agaricomycetes; Boletales; Suillaceae.